AAUGAGGGAGAGAACUGGCUGGUGCAGGAUCUGUUAAAGGCUUGAAUGCCCUUAGUGUGAACUUUACGUCCCAAUUUACGUGAGAAUUUAUGCACAGUGCAACCCUACCCUGUAGCAACUGCAGAUGCUGCACAAGCCGGAAUCGCUCUCGCGGUACUUUGAUAGCAUACGUAACGGUGACGCCGGUUCAAGUCGGACAACAUUUCUAACCGACAUGCACUGCUUGCAGCGCUGCAUGAAGUCGAAUACACUUAUUCACUGUGUGCUCUAAGUAUAAUAGAAGAAUAGAAAGCUUUGUGGACACAACAUUGACAGAGCCAUGGUUCUUCAAGCCAAAUCUUGGGUCCUGAAGCAGCACUUUGAGGGCUUUCCCAAAGUCAGCGACUUCCAGCUGAAAGAAGAGCAGCUCCCUGAGCCCAGAGAUGGAGAGGUUGUUCUGGAGGCUCAGUUCCUUAGUGUGGAUCCUUACAUGCGACCGUUCAGUCGUGUUCGAAUGCAACCUGGAGACGUGAUGAUCGGAACUCAAGUGGCCAAGGUGAUUCAAAGCAAUAACCCAUCAUUUCCUGUGGGCUGCCAUGUGAUUAGUCGAUGCGGAUGGAGAACACACACAGUUUCAGAUGGCCGUGACAUCACACAAGUCUUGGCUGACUGGCCUCAGAAUGUCCCCCUCUCCCAUGCCCUUGGAGCCAUAGGCAUGCCAGGGCUGACUGCACUCUAUGGUUUGGAGGAAGUUUGUGCCAUCAAACCAGGUGAAACCUUACUGGUGAAUGCAGCUGCAGGGGCAGUGGGCUCUGUAGCAGGUCAGAUUGCCAAAAUUAAAGGUUGCACGGUGGUGGGUUCAGCUGGUAGUGAUGACAAAGUGGCAUACCUGAAAGAGCUGGGCUUUGACCAGGCAUUCAACUACAAGAUUGUCUCCUCACUGGAGGAAGCACUGAAGAACGCUUCACCUGAAGGAUAUGACUGCUACUUUGAGAAUGUGGGCGGUCAUUUUUCAAGUGUCGCUAUUUCACAAAUGAAGGCUUUUGGACGAAUUGCAGUGUGUGGAGGAAUAUCGCUGUACAAUGACACGAUCCCUCAGACCGGCCCUUAUCCACACCUUCCCAUGAUUUUUAAGCAGUUGAAAAUGGAAGGUUUCUUGGUGGGCAGGUGGGAGCAUAAAAAUAAAGAGUCACUAAGGCGAUUGUUGACCUGGAUGCAAGAGGGAAAGCUCAAGUGUAGAGAGCAUGUUACAGAUGGGUUUAAAAACAUGCCUGCUGCUUUCAUGGGGAUGCUCCAAGGGGAAAACAUUGGGAAGGCCAUUGUUAAAGUCUUUCAGUAGUUUGCCGAUGGAACAACAAUGCUGCUUUUUCUGUUUGGGAUUCUGCAUUAAUAAUUAAUCAUUUCCAUGUUGUGUGUUUACUGUUCAAUGUCAAGUGCUUUAUUUUGUUUUAUAAAAAAAGUCUUUAAUGCAUUUUUUUGUAAAUGACUAACAUUUUAUUUGUUUACUAGGACAGAGAAAUGUGUAAAUUGAGAAAUAAAGAAGAUACUUUUCUCAAAAUGUAAGCCUGUUUUUAUAAACUUUUGUAUAAAGUCUUAAAAGAGUUGUUCAAAAUUAUUAAGAUUCAGAAUUUCUAAAUUCUGUUAUUAAAUUAAAAACAUUAAAAAAAAUAAAAACUAGAACUAGAUGAACAGCAGCAUAUACUGUGAAUUAACUAUUGUUUUUGAUAAGCUUUAGGAAACAGAAUUUGAAAGAGGAACUGAAAGUUUUCAUUUAGAAAUCAUAGAGGCCCAUU
Myxocyprinus asiaticus (Chinese sucker) is the source of this 1772-nucleotide messenger RNA. Its product is annotated as prostaglandin reductase 1-like. Bases 320 to 1318 code for a protein of 332 amino acids. The transcript has 9 exons. Gene Ontology annotation, cellular component: cytoplasm. Gene Ontology annotation, biological process: prostaglandin metabolic process. Lineage: Eukaryota; Metazoa; Chordata; Actinopteri; Cypriniformes; Catostomidae. Gene Ontology annotation, molecular function: 2-alkenal reductase [NAD(P)H] activity; 15-oxoprostaglandin 13-reductase [NAD(P)+] activity. The record is from RefSeq and is a predicted model, not a curated record.